AUGGCUCAAGUCUUCGAAUGUCUUGAUGCCGAUGGAGAUGGCGAAGUCAAUCGCGAUGAGUUCCUCCAAGGCUGCGCCAGACUCCGAAGUGAUCCAAAGACACGUGACGUGAAUCGGAUACCAAUUUACAUCCAGUCGUUAGCCGCCCGAAUCGAGUGGUAUGAACAGAAAGUUGACGCCCUAGUCGACGAGGUGCUCGUGGUGUUAGAACGUAAAAUGCGAGAGAACGGGGUCGAGGCUAAUCAUUUCAAGCGUCGUCAAG
Perkinsus marinus ATCC 50983 is the source of this 262-nucleotide messenger RNA. RefSeq lists its product as hypothetical. The annotation marks the transcript as partial. NCBI's taxonomy places the organism in Eukaryota, Perkinsozoa, Perkinsida, Perkinsidae. The record is from RefSeq and is a predicted model, not a curated record. Gene Ontology annotation, molecular function: calcium ion binding. The transcript is spliced from 3 exons.